AUGUCAGCGUCAGCGUAUCAUGUGGCGAACCUUUUGCGACAAGACAAAAACGGUGUAGGCAGUGAAGUUGGGAGAAACACACUCGCAAAGCUCACACGGGAUGUGGAGGCAUUUUUGGCUCGUGCGGUGGAUGUUCCCCCUGUCGUGAUGGAGACGUCACACGAGGAGAGCGAGGCUGGGUCAAUGGAGGUGCAGCUUAGCGUUGUGGCGGGUGUCUUGGAGCCACGCGAGCCUGCCAACAACGCCACGGCGGUUGACGGUGUCUUGCUGCCGACGGCGAAGAAUCAUGCGACGGUUGACCGGCAGCGGGUGCGUGAGGCGCAGGCGAUGUUGAACCUUUUGAGCGCCCUCUCAACGAGUGGCGGCGCACCAGCUGUCUCUGUGGCUGCUAAACCACAUCCUCAGGCCGCUGUGGAGGGUGAAGAAAUGGACGGGGUGGAAUCCGACGACGAAUCCAUUGCGGUGUUUGAUGCCGACGAGCUGGCAAAGGACACGAGCUCUUCGGAGGACGAAAGUGACGCGCAAAGGCGGCCGCCGCCUCGCAUAUUGGAGUUGAACUGA
Molecule: messenger RNA, 561 nt
Organism: Trypanosoma conorhini
Lineage: Eukaryota; Euglenozoa; Kinetoplastea; Trypanosomatida; Trypanosomatidae
Exons: 1
Coding region: 1-561 (186 amino acids)
Source: RefSeq, a predicted model, not a curated record